This is a messenger RNA of Gadus macrocephalus (Pacific cod), 4182 nucleotides long. RefSeq names its product vitamin K epoxide reductase complex, subunit 1-like 1 (gene vkorc1l1). Lineage: Eukaryota; Metazoa; Chordata; Actinopteri; Gadiformes; Gadidae. The record is from RefSeq and is a predicted model, not a curated record. Gene Ontology annotation, biological process: vitamin K metabolic process; peptidyl-glutamic acid carboxylation. The coding region runs from base 63 to 593 and encodes 176 amino acids. The transcript is spliced from 3 exons. Gene Ontology annotation, molecular function: vitamin-K-epoxide reductase (warfarin-sensitive) activity.
ACGUCGCAACUCAACCCGACAGCCAGAGAGCUUCGUGUGCGUGUCUCCAUCUAGGCCAGAGAAUGAUGGCGGCGCCCGUCCUGAGAGUGUCCACCCCUCGAUGGGAGAGAAUAGCCCGGCUCCUCGUAUGUCUACUAGGCAUCGUAUUGUCUUUAUACGCCUUCCACGUGGAAAGGGAAAAGGCUAGGGAUGCGAGCUAUCAGGCGAUCUGCGACGUCAGUACUUCCAUCAGCUGUUCCAAAGUGUUCACCUCAAGAUGGGGACGAGGCUUCGGGCUCCUGGGCUCCAUCUUCGGGAACGACAGCGCGCUGAACCAGCCCAACAGCGUCUACGGGAUCUGCUUUUACGCUUUUCAGCUUUUACUUGGAAUGACGGUCAGCGCAAUGGCGGCCCUCAUCCUCAUGACCACGUCCAUCCUGUCGGUCAUGGGCUCCAUGUACCUGGGAUACAUCCUCUACUUUGUCCUGGAGGACUUUUGCAUCAUCUGCGUGACCACGUAUGUGCUGAACUUCAUUCUCUUUCUCCUCAACUACAAGCGCCUGGUGUACUUGAACGAGGCUUGGAAACAACAGCUCCCGGUCAAGCAGGACUAAGUUGCGUGGAUGCGUGAGAGAGAAAGAGAACGAGAACGAGAAAGAGAGAGAGAGAGAAAAAAGUUACAAAAAAGUGAUGUGACCUCUGAACAUUUGACUUGCCGCCAGGAGACCUUGCUUCCAAAACGAUGUUUAUUCUGCUGUGUGUUCCAUUAAAAAAAAAACGAGAAAAAAAAAACGAAAAAUUCUCUUUAAAAAAAAAAUACAGUUUGGCCCAACAAUGUUGAUCGCAGAACACGGAAGGAUCUAUCUGUGAAACACUUAUUUUUCCGGUUUUCGUUUUUUCUUUGGAUUUUAGUUUUUUUUUUUUCUGGGUUAUUUUUUCGGUUCUGUUUCGUCAAUCAUUCUACACUCACUUUAAAGGUCCGGGGCCAGCAAUCGUGUUCUGUGACGUGCAUCCAGUUCGAACAAGCUGCUUCCAACACGGCCGUAACCGGACCUCGACACGGAGGCCCUCAACUCUUUGAACAACCAACGAAAGAGGAUCAAAAAACGGAAGACUGGACGAGAAAAGCGAAGGACGGGGCUUACUUGAAACAGACGGAGGUCGGAAGGUCCUCACACUGUACUGCUAGAUCUUCCUGACGAGCCCCUCCAGGCGGGGGAGGGGGGGGGGGGGGGGGUGUAAAAACCCGCCCUUCGCCACCGGCGUGGGGUGCAGGUACCAGGUGGGGGCACGGUGGACCGGAGAGGCGCUGAACAACAUUCACCAUCCUUUAUGUUUCCCCUCCCUCCCUACCCCACCACCCCCCCCCCCCCCCCCCUCCACCCCCCCCCGCUACCUCCUCCCCUGUUUACACUUAAAGGCACGUUCUUUUUGAGGAGGACCACUAUAACUAAACCAUGGGAGAAUGGGAGAAACUGUAGGUCAGAUCGUUGUUUUAAUUUCUUUUGGGUUUUUUGUUUAAUGCAACUGUGUGUGUAUAUAUAUAUAGCUGCUGAGCAAUAUUUUAAGCUAGAUUGUGGUUUAGUGUUGACCUAGCCGGUUCCUUUUUGUUUUUUAUUUUUUAACGAAGACAACAUGAACAACAUGCCGCCGCGGCGGAGGUCUCGCUGUUUGGGUUCGUCGUUGGGUCUGUAGAAACGCUUUGGUGUUUCUGUGGAACGUCUCUUCUCCUGCAGUCCAGGUCAGGCAUGGUAUUUAGAAGUGUGUGUAUGUGGGUGUGUAUGUCUGUCUGUGAGAAUGUGUGUGUGUGUGUGUGUGAGAGAGAGAGAGUCUGUGUGUGUGGAUUUAUUCGUUGUACAAGUGGUCACUGUCUACUCUGCUCUCAGAAGCCAUCGGCGAGAGAAGGCGUGUUCGAAACACUAUAGGUUCCAUGACCGCGUCAUCGCUUGUUUCUAUUUAUUUCUCGUGGUUUUUUGUUCUCGUGUUGAAAGCAUUCCUGACCACGACACACGUGGCAUCCACAAAGACUUAUGUGCCUAAAGGAGCGAAGAGGGGGUGAUAGACCAGUCGUUGUUUUUUUUUCUUUUUGUGUUUUUUUUUGGAAUGGAGGUUUAUUAUCGUGUAACACUGUUUUUUUCUUUGUUCCUCAUUGAUUGAAUGACAGGUCUGGGCUAUAAUGAAUCCAUUGGGAAAAUACAAUGCGGCUUUAUUGAUAUAUUUUUUACCCCCUCUCACCCCCGCAGCCCAAAAUGGGUGCUAUUCCAGUGAGGCGGCGAUGUGUGUAGGCGAUUAUUUGCUCAAGGGUCAAAGUGAUGAAGAAAGAAGGGUUUACUGAUGAAGGGUCUACUGAUAAAGGCCUACAGGGCCUGAUGGCUGACAUCGGUACUGUUCACUCGCACAUUCAACACGGGAUUAUGGUUCUCUGUAGUCGCAUGUUAAAAUUAAUAUUUUAGCAUUCGUCAUCGUUAUAAAAAAGGGACGGUAUGACAUCAUAGCAGAGCCCUCUUGUGAAACCAGCGGCGUUGGAUUUGGAGUAAAGUGGAGUUCUGAACGGCCCUCGCCUGCAUGUCGUCCCAACUCCCUGAAUGUUUCCAGAGGGAUGGAUCGGGACUUCGAGAGCACAGGUCGGGAUUCGGUCUUGCUAUAGCACUUCAGUAUUUUCCUCCAAAAUGUUAAGCCAAUAGAACCUCAACUCUUGUUCUUUUUGACUUUGUCAACAUCUCAUGCAUUGGACCAUGUGGUACUGUGUGCAAAGGCCCAUGUGCUGUGUUGACCAAUGGACAUACACACCCACAUGUUUGGGUAUUUGAGGUUCAGGUUACCAACCUGUUGAAGAACUCCCUGUCCGUUGAUGUGUAUGUCAUAAAAAGCAUUUCUCUUAUUUUCUGUGACUGAUUAAGCGAUGGUAAAUGCUCACUGUACUCUACUGAUUCUUUAUUCUGAAUGCUUCGAGCCAUGCGUGGGACACUUUGUGGGCCGACAGUGUUGGAAUCGGCCCAAAGUGAUCUGUUUUGAACAAGGCCGUGAGGAGAAUAUAUGUGUGUGUGUGUGUGUUUAGCAGAUUACUCCAUGAGAUCCUGUUAAAACACACGCGCACUCAUAAUUGUUCCCACAUCUGUGAAAAGCCAGUUCGUUCACAUCCGAGGCAGGUCAAACCCUGAGGUUCAUAGAAAUGGGUCAAAUGUUCAGCAUGUUACAUUGAAGUUGGGAACAUUGAACUUGUCAUCCUCGUGAAUCAUUUCGGUGUAGUGUCAACUCUAGUGAGAGCGCACACAUUGUGGCCUAAUCUAAAGCGUACCGAAUGUUGCUUGGCUAGACAAGACUUCAAAUUGAUGUCUUGAGCACGGUUCACGCCAAAAAACCGAAUCAAAAGUACAAAUCACAACCUCUCGCGAAUCCCAGUAGGAUUGGAUUUCCCCAAGUAUUGAGUUAGGCCCUGAGGUAUAUUAACUGCCAUGUCUGUUGCAUAACCAAUGCCAUCAGAAGUGCCUUCUGUUUGAAUACUGGGCCCCGAGCCAAAGAAGAGCAACAGAAAAAGCCUUGUAAAAAAAAAAAAAAAAAGUAUAAAUAAGAAUGACGACUGCAAAGGGCACACAUCCCAUGCCUUGCUUAAAAUGUAAUCUGAUAAAUUAUUCCCAGAAUCGAACGUCAAUAUCCCACAAAGCAACCAGAUGCCCAGAUAAACCUUAUGAAUCAUGGACCUUUUGAAUCCCCUCUUUUUUUUAAUAACUUAAUUCCACUAUUUUGUCCAGUUUUAUUUUUGUUUAACAUUUCUAGCCAGGAUGCGUUUUAAUAGCUAGUACACUAUCUGUUAAAAUGACAUGAUUGUAAUGUUAUUCUCCCAUUGUUUGUUCCCUUUAUCUUUAUAGACUGUUAACAUUAUUGGUGAUUUUCGUUACCUAGGAGAGAGGGACAGAGGGCAAGAGAUGAGUCAGCAUACAAUUUGUAUUAAAUUUAUUUUGGAGGAAAACUUAUUUAGGUUUGCUUCUGUAUUUGCCAAAUAUGUUUUAAAAAUGCUGUAUUUUCUUACAUGGAAAAGUGUUACAAGAAUGGUAGGAGGGGGGAGGACAAACAAUCUGAUUAAACCAUUUACUUCACAGGGAAUCAGUCAAAAACAAAAGUUGAUGCGGCUGUCGCGUUAACUUUUUAAUUGUGUCAUGUCAUGUGGAAACGAUCUACCAUUAAACAUUCCCUCUAAAACAA